Messenger RNA from Talpa occidentalis (Iberian mole), 3778 nucleotides. It is a transcript of the gene SCYL3, whose product is annotated as SCY1 like pseudokinase 3. The coding region runs from base 927 to 2996 and encodes 689 amino acids. Gene Ontology annotation, biological process: protein phosphorylation. Gene Ontology annotation, molecular function: protein kinase activity; ATP binding. Lineage: Eukaryota; Metazoa; Chordata; Mammalia; Eulipotyphla; Talpidae. The transcript is spliced from 13 exons. The record is from RefSeq and is a predicted model, not a curated record.
CCUGCUCACCCUGGGCCACCGGUCCUGGCGGGCGGGUCGGUGCCGGGCUGCGUGGCUCCAGCCCCAGGAGUUGGGGUCGCACUCCCCUUGGGGAGCUGCCUGCCUUCCAGAGGCCAGGCUGUCUCCUAUCUCAGCGUAGUGCUUUUGAUGUAGAAUAAAGACGAAACAGUUCUCAGAAGAUCAUCUUUAGAACACCGUAUGACUUUGGAAUCACUGUUGCUGCCUUUUCUAAGAACUGUGUGCAUAUCCACCUAACAUCUCUUCGCUGAAAUCGUACUUAGUUCUCUUGUUUCGUAAAGCCUUCAUGAUGUAUUGCUGAUCAGCUAGCAGUGCUGGACUGAGUUCAGUAGAGUAUGUAUACCUGCAACAGAUCAAAGCAAAGAGCCCCGAAAAAUGUUAGCAGGUAACAGUGAGAAUCCGGCCAGGGUAUCUUCAGGACUCCAAUGUAAAUCACUAUCUUUGGAACUUUUCAAUAUAAAGGAGCUAGGACUAAGAUCAUCCUGAUUAAUUGUUGGGAAAUGAAGGAAGGAAGAGCGUCCCCCCAGAGGACACAGCUUUCUUAGUUGAGUGUACCAGUUGCCCAGUGACCUCCACAAGGGCUUUCAUAAUCCACAGGUGGCCCGGAAACUUGAUGUGCUUCCACGGAAGCUAAAGAGUGGAGGAAGAGAGAUGCACACAUUUUUGAAGAGAUGAUCUUGAUACAUAUUCAAGACUGAACUGUCUAUUCAACAUUUUACUGUAGAGAGUGACACUGAAAAUUAGCAAAAUACCCUUUUCUACCAUCUUGUGAUUUUAAGUUUCAAAAUUUAAAUGAUUUCAUGCCUCAAAACAAAUGAGAGCAUCUCAGAAGUUCAAGUGUUAGUGUUUUUCUCUCUUAAAGUCUGCUUGGCUCCGAGGAGCUGUAACCCUGUUUCACUGCAUAAGGGAUGGGAUCAGAGAACAGUGCUUUGAAGAGCUACACGCUGAAAGAACCCCCGUUCACCUUACCCUCUGGACUGGCUGUUUAUCCUGCUGUGCUGCAAGAUGGCAAAUUUGCUUCUGUUUUCGUCUAUAAAAGAGAAAAUGAAGACAAGGUUAAUAAAGCUGCCAAGCACUUGAAGACACUUCGUCACCCUUGCUUGCUAAGGUUUUUAUCUUGCACUGUGGAAGCAGAUGGCAUUCAUCUCGUCACAGAGCGAGUGCAGCCUCUGGAAGUGGCUUUGGAAACAUUGUCUUCUGCAGAAGUCUGUGCUGGGAUCUAUGACAUACUGCUGGCUCUUAUCUUCCUUCACGACAGAGGGCACCUCACGCACAACAAUGUCUGCGUGUCCUCGGUAUUUGUGAGUGAAGAUGGGCACUGGAAACUGGGAGGCAUGGACACGGUCUGCAGUGUUCCUCAGGCCACCCCUGAGUUUCUGAGGAGUAUUCAGUCAGUAAGAGACCCAGCAUCUAUUCCGCCUGAAGAGAUGUCUCCAGAAUUCACAACUCUGCCAGAGUCUCAUGGACAUGCCCGGGAUGCCUAUUCAUUUGGGACAUUGGUGGAAAGUUUGCUCACAGUCUUAAAUGAACAGGUUUCAGCGGAUGUUCUUUCCAGUUUUCAACAGACCUUGCACUCAACUUUGCUGAAUCCCAUUCCAAAAUGUCGGCCAGCGCUCUGCACCUUACUGUCCCAUGACUUCUUCAGGAAUGAUUUCCUAGAAGUGGUGAAUUUCUUGAAAAGUUUAACAUUGAAGAGUGAAGAGGAAAAAACUGAAUUCUUCAAGUUUCUGCUGGACAGAGUCAGCUGCUUAUCAGAGGAAUUGAUAGCGUCACGGUUAGUGCCCCUUCUGCUUAAUCAGUUGGUGUUUGCAGAGCCAGUAGCUGUUAAGAGCUUUCUUCCUCAUCUGCUUGGCCCCAAAAAAGACAAUGCACAGGGAGACACCCCUUGCCUGCUCUCACCAGCCCUGUUCCAGUCGCGGGUGAUCCCCGUGCUGCUGCAGCUGUUCGAGGUCCACGAGGAGCACGUGCGGAUGGUGCUGCUGUCCCACCUGGAGGCCUACGUGGGCCACUUCUCGCAGGAGCAGCUGAAGAAAGUCAUCUUGCCUCAGGUGUUACUGGGCCUGCGCGAUACCAGUGAUUCCAUCGUGGCGAUCACUCUUCACAGCCUGGCCGUGCUGGUCUCCCUACUUGGACCAGAAGUGGUUGUGGGAGGAGAAAGAACCAAGAUCUUCAAACGCACUGCUCCAAGUUUCACUAAAACUAUUGACCUUUCCCCAGAAGGAGAUCAAUUUUCUCAUCCUAUUAAAUUUCCCAUGAAUGGAAUCUCAGAUGUGAAAAAUACCUCAGGAGAUAGCAAACACUUCCCAUUAAGCUCUAAAAGGUCUGAGGAAUGGCCUGACUGGAGUGAGCCUGAAGAGCCUGAAAACAAAACUGUCAGCUUAAAGGUUUGGCCGACAGAACCCCACGAUACUGCCAACCCCCCACUCUCUCACCAGACUGCAGAGGAGGAGACUUGGGACGACUUUGAGUCCAGCGGUUUAGAUGGUAAAAUAAACCCAGGAGAUGGAAUCACUGCUGCAAGACCUGUUACCUCAGGGGAGCAAACGGCUGUUCCUGCUCUGCUUCCACUCACCCAAGAGUCCCAGGCUUUGAAAUCAAGCCCACCCCAAAAGACUAAUCUUGCACAAAGCGGGGAUAACCCAGACCAAACCAAGCCUACAAAAGUGUUGUCACAAGAAAGGCACCUUAAAGCGCCGUCAGAACUUGGUUUAGGAGAGGAGUUUACCAUUCAAGUAAGAAAGAAGCCAGUACAAGACCCUGAGUUGGACUGGUUUGCUGACAUGAUCCCAGAAAUUAAGCCUUCAGCUGCUAUUAUUAUUUUACCUGAACUGAGGACAGAAAUGAUGGUUCCCAACAAGGAUGACAUCUCACCAAUGAUGCAGUUCUCUUCAAAAUUUGCUGCAGCAGAAAUGACUGAGGGCGAGGCUGGAGGCUGGGGAGAAGAAGGGGAGCUCAGCUGGGAAGACAGCACCUGGUGACAACGGGUGUGAAUGAAAUCUUAGGAAAAAGGAUUCCUUUUAAAAAAAAAUAUCAAACUAAUACCUCAAAAGCAGGCUCUACAGACAAGAAAACCCCAAGGCAUCCUGUUUUUCCCAUGCCAGGAGCUUCUUUUCCAGUCUGUGCCAAUUGCAGCGCGAGCCCUCGGGCACCGGCCCUGGGCGGGACCUGGUGGAGCCUGCCUUUGACUGAGGCUGGGUCUGCGAAGACCACGUGGCUGCAGGAAGGUUGGAUUUACUGCUUUUUUUCCAGGACAAUUCCAGAAGUAGAGAAAAUAAAUACAAAAAUUCAAGCUGAUUAGCUUAACUUUGUGCCAUUUCUUUAACAGUCAGAAGAGUAAGGUCUAUUGUGAAAUACAACUUACUGAAAAAAUUUUAGCUAUAAAGUAUAUAAAUGACAAAAUUGCUAAGGUUUCCUUGGGCAGCUUAUUUAUUUGUUUACAGUUGUACUAUCUGGAGUAAAUGGCCCUGCUGGGACCUGGGCGAUUACUGACUGUUCCACAUGUUAUGUUGUACCAAAGUUCUUAAUGAGAAAUAUCCCCCACAAUCCUGUUCUCUGAAUGUCCAAUAAAGCCUAUUUUAACUAGAUUCAACUUUAUAAAAGCUGUUUUAUGUGAAGAUACACAGACAUAAUUACAUCCAUUACAAAAAAUACUGCAGGGCAACAAAAAUCAUACCCAAUUCUAGUGAUCGGGUCCAUUCACGUUUCACCCUGGAGCACAAGACAUUUUAUCUUCUCAGUCCUUUCUUGGAGUGCCUCCAAU